GUUCGUGGUAUUCCGAAGCUAGUCGGAUCGAGUACGUCGCUUCUAUAUGGUCGAACCAAAUCUCAACAACGAGAGCGGAGUUCACCAAUGGACGGAGGACGGCGAGAAGAAGCGGCGGCGUGCGAAGCGUUGCACCGCGCGCUGUGUGAGUGCCACCGGCGGAUUCGCGACCCCUGGCAGCGGAAGGCGUCUUGCCGCCACCUCAACCGAUCGCUGGCUGAGUGCAUGGUCUCAUCGUGCUGCCCGGAGGAGUCGGAGGCCGUGCGGACCCUCUGCUCCAGCGCUGGCACCACCCUCAAGCGGACGCAGUGCCAGCAAGCCAAGGUCUCCCUCUCCAUCUGCCUCUCCUCCCAUCAAGAACCAUCAUAACUAGUACCAAUUGCAACCCUAAUCAUCCUCAUACGCCGUCUGUUCCUUAAUUUAAUUUUGGAAAUUCUGGUGACAGCACAAGCCCCGGUAUAACUUAAACACAGUAUAACUAUCACUCCAUUUGCUAUUUUUGAAAUAUUCAUGAAGCCAAUGCUCCUAUUUGUUUGCCAUCCCAUUUCUGAGACAUCCAUUCGAUGAGGCUGGCAACGGGUUACUCUUAUUGAUCAAGAAAGUUGAGAGGACAAGACGAGCAAUCUGAAACUAUGAUACAACAGUUGAAUCUGUUGUAUAAAAAUGUGAAACUUCACAGAAAUCAUUCUGUCCUGAUGCCUGUAUAAGUAUAAAUUACGCUUUCAGCUUCUGGUGAACCACCUGGGGAUUAACUUUAGGCAGAGGAAAUUCAUGUCUCAUGGAAUCAGAAAACAACAAUGUACAUGAAAUAAUGACAAUGGACUUUGUGUAUUGGCAGGUA
This is a messenger RNA of Phoenix dactylifera (date palm), 841 nucleotides long. Its product is annotated as cytochrome C oxidase biogenesis Cmc1-like protein. The record is from RefSeq and is a predicted model, not a curated record. NCBI's taxonomy places the organism in Eukaryota, Viridiplantae, Streptophyta, Magnoliopsida, Arecales, Arecaceae.